Messenger RNA from Trichomonas vaginalis G3, 3873 nucleotides. Its product is annotated as osmotic avoidance abnormal protein 1/WD repeat membrane protein family. NCBI's taxonomy places the organism in Eukaryota, Parabasalia, Trichomonadida, Trichomonadidae. The transcript has a single exon. Gene Ontology annotation, molecular function: protein binding. The record is from RefSeq and is a predicted model, not a curated record. Gene Ontology annotation, biological process: cilium assembly; intraciliary retrograde transport. Gene Ontology annotation, cellular component: cilium; intraciliary transport particle A. Bases 1 to 3873 code for a protein of 1290 amino acids.
AUGCAACUUGUUUUUCAUAUUGACCCAGCAGAACUUGGUCCCAGCUCUAAUCCAGUAAUGAAAUGGAGCAGAGACUCGAAAUAUCUUGCUUGUUUUGGAAAUAACGGCAAUGUUUUCGUUUUUGAUCGAAAUGGAAAGAAAAUAAUGUCGGUACCAAUUCCAAAUCCCAAAUUUUUAGAAUGGGACUCACAAUCUAAAAAUUUGGUAGUUUCAAGCUCAGAAAAUACGGAAAUAUGUAUAAUUAACGUACAAUCAGUCGAAAUUAGUCAAGUAGAAGCUCCAUUUAUACCAACAUGGUUACAAUGCUCUAAGAGAAAUUCUUUUCUUGCAGUUGGAUCUGACAAAGGCAAGUUUUGGAUUUGUGAUUUGAAUAGUCAUCAAUCACAGAACUAUCAAGGUACACACGAUAAUGCCAUUGUUGAUGGUGCAUGGAAUUCGAAAUCCCACUUAGCACUUUGUUCAUUAGAUCAAUCAAUUUCAGUUUCAGACGUUAAAGGAAAAGUUAUUGCACGUCAAGAUAUCGGUGAUACACCUAUAUUCCCACAAUUUAUUACAGUUGAUAGUACUCUUACACUCGUUUUUGCAAGUGCAAACUCUCCAACACUUUAUUUCUGGGAAUAUGUUAAUGGAACAGCUCCACAAAAGCUUAAAUUCGAGCAAAGUUUGGGUAAAAUCAUCAAAUGCAUUACAUUAACUAACUCUCUUGUUUAUGUUCAAUUUAGUUAUGGAAAAUUCUACCUUGUCAACUUUGAUUCAGAAAUAGUUGUUCAGCGUCAUGCAUUUCCAUCAUCAGUAUCAUCAUCAGACUCGAUUCAUACUAAAGCUCUCGUUGGAUCUGGACCUUCUGUAAAAUUAAUUAAUUUAGAUGAUCCAAAGAAUAUUAUUGAUGAGCAAAUUCACUUCCCUAAUGAUGUUACUGGUGAUGUAACCUCAAUUUGCCUUUCUUCUGAUGGUUCUCUCGGCUCAGUCGCAACAGAUGACGGAGUUAUCAUGAUAUACUUGGUGGAAGUUCCAAUAUUAAGUGCUUCCAAUGGAACUAUUUGCGUUUACAGCCAAUCUUUGACUUCUCUCGCGGUUUAUGACAUGCAUAAGAAAACUACUAAGCAAAUUAAUGUAGAUUACCAACCACAGAAGCUUGGAAUUUGUCCAAAAAUUGCUGCAGCUGCUUUUAACAAUAAAUGCUUCUUCUAUGAUACAAAAUCCUGCGAAUUAAUUUCGCAAACUGAACUUUCAACGACGAUUGAUUCAAUUCAAGUUAGCGAAACAGCUUAUGCAGUUAUGAUGAAUGGAAAGUUCAUGCUAAAUUACUUUGAUCAGUCAAAGAGACCAUUUACAUUUCCAGAUUUCGAUACAAACGCAAGAGUUACAGCUUUUUGUUUAACAGCUCCAUUACUUUUAUUAGCAACUGAUGAUGGAACAGUCAGAAUCUUCAAUGUCCGAAAUCAGGCAUUUCUUGAUGGCUACAAACAUCCAAAUCCGAUAAUUUCAAUACGAGCAAAUGGAAGCGAAACAAGAUUUAUUUUCAUUGACUCUGCUCACGGCAUCUUUAUCUUCAAUCCAAUUAAAAGGACCACAUUAGAAGUGGCAACUUCAACAGACGGAAAGCAAAUUGAUGCUUCAACAGCUUUGUUUGAUAUGCUUGAUCGCUCCGUCUUUGCUGUUUUCGCUCCAAAGAUAAUUGCUGUUUAUCAUAUCACCGACCACAAUGUUUCUGGACCAGAACUUAAGCAACUUUGCACUGCAGAAAUAUCUAAUUUAAAGUCUCCUCUCGGCAUUUUCGACGGAACUUUAAUUUUCCUAGAUUCCCAAUCUACGGAGCAAACAUUUGUUAUGCCAAGUCAUAACAACAUUGGAAGAGAUACUCCAGAGAGCGUCAGACAAUUACUGACAAUCCACAGGCAUAGAAAAGCUCUCCAAGUUGCAUUGAAAAUUGGAGAUAAAAGUUUGAUCAAAGAAGUUGCAGAUUCCGCUUUAUCAUCCUUGGCAAUCGAGAUUGCAGCUGAUGCAUAUGCUUGCUGCGGUGAUGCAUGCAAUUACAGCAUCUUAAAUCCAAUCAAGAAAAAAGAAGAAUAUUCAUUUUUGAGAGGAUAUGUUUCGAUGCUAAACAAAGAUUUCAAUGGAGCUCAGAAGUCAUUUUUGGAAUCGAGCAGACCAGAAAUGGCUUUAGACAUGAGAUCUGCUCUAUUGCAAUUCGAUUCCGCUCUUCAACUCGCUGAGAAAUUCGAUCCAUCUCGAAUUCCUCAACUCAGUUACGAAAGUGGUCGCCAGAACGAAUUAACAGGCAAUUAUUCACAAGCCAUUCAGCAAUACAAAGCAGCAUUGACGACUCCUGAAUUGAAGAAAGAAAGUAGAUCAGGAAUUAUCAGAUGCAUGAUUUUGGCAGGAAAGGUUGAACAAGGAAUGAAACAACUUGAGAAAACUAAAGACACAAAUUUAGUUACAGAAUGCGCAAGAAUAUUAGAGAGAUUAUCAGCUUUCUCGCAAGCAGCGCAACUGUAUUCUCAAGUCAGCCAAUUCAACUUUGCCGCACAAUGUUAUGUUCGCGCGAAUGACUUGAAUUCUGCUGCAAAUUUAGUUCCAAAAGUCGAUGACUCGAAAGUUUUGGUUUCUAUUGGUAAACAAUUAGAAAGAGCUGGCCAAUUAGAAGCUGCAACAACAGCUUUCGAACGUGCUAAUGAUUGGGAAUCAUUAGUCAGAGUUCUCCUCAAAGUCAAUCUCGACAGAGCAACAGCAAUUGCUCGUGCACAUCCAACAGCAGAUGCUUGCAGAGCUGUUGCAGAACAUUGCAUACAACUCGGCAAUUUCAGAUACGCAAUAGAGUUCUUGAUCAUUGCAGGAAGAAACGAAGACGCAUUUAGAAUUGCGGAAUUGCACCAGAAGAUGGAUGAAUUGGCCGAUUUAAUUGGCGACAAUGGAACAAAGCAACAAUACGAUGCUUUGGCAACAUAUUUCUCUGCAAGAAAUGACAAUAUUUCUGCAGCGAAAUUCUAUGCAAAGAGCGGUGAUCCAGAACGCGCAAUGAACUGCUACAUGGCUGAUGGAAGCCCUGAAGCUUUGGAUGGUGCUUUGGAUCUCGCAGAAAAGGUCGAAAACAAGACAAUCAGAGAUAUGUUAUUGGACUAUUUGUCAGCGAAUGUUCAAUCGAAAGAUUUGAGAUAUCUCUUGAGAAUGUUUAUCAUCAUGAAACAGUUCAACGAAGCCGCUGUUACAGCCAUGAGAAUAGCUGAUGAUAAAAGAGAAAGAGGCGAAUACAGGCAGUCAAGAGAUAUCUUAUUUGAUAUCUAUUGCCAGCUUGAGAAACACAAUCAACAGAUUUCAAGUGAAAUGAAACAAAGUUUGAUGAUCAUUCACUCGUAUUUGUUGAUUAAACCAAUGAAAGAAUAUGAUAGAACUAUUGCUGCUUUCUUGCUUAGAAGAGUUUCCAAGUUUGCUUCUAAGUUCCCUCAACACGCUGCAAAUAUUUUGGCAUCAACAGUUGUAGAAUGUUCGCGUGCUGGAUACAAGAAAUCUGCAUACGAAGCUGCAACAAAAUUAAUUUCUCCUGAAUAUGAAGGAAAGAUUAAUCCAGAUUUGAUGAAGAAGAUUGUUCAAACAGUUAGACAUAAGAAUACAUCUGAAGAGGCUGAACCUACAACUCCAUGCCCUGUUUGCGGUGCUGAUAUUCCUAUCUCUGAAUUGUAUUGCGCUUCUUGUAAGACUAAUAUUCCUUACGAUGUAAUCACAGGUAUGCACAUGACAAAGAAUGACUGGUGCCAGUGUCCAAACUGUAAGUUCCCAUCUUCCCACAAGUUAAUGUGCGAAAUAAAGACUUGCCAGAUUUGUGGAACUCACGUAGAAACACCUGAACUAAUACAAAAUCCAAGAAUUGUAUAA